AUGGGCGCGGUAUCGGAUCAGCACAUAUCGAAGCACCGGUCGAGCCAGCGGCAGAAGCGGAGAGUGAUGCCGUCGCUGCGGCUGGCGCUGCUGGUGCUCGGGGUCGUCUCCGCCGCCUACGCGUGCCUCGUGCGCCCGCACUGCGCGCCCGCGACCCUGCCGCUAUCAAAGGAGGCGCUGCUGGGGACGUUCUUAGCCUUUGAGAAUUCUCGCGAGUCACGUGUGCUUCGUGCCUCGUGCGCCCACGGCACUGCGCGCCGCGACCUUGCCGCUGUCCAAGGAGGUACGCGCACGAGCACGCCGCAAGAGGUGGGGGACCCUGCUGUUGGGGGCGCCUUUCUCCGCUUUGGCCUCCGCGCUCCUCCCCUCCCCCACCUCCCCCCUCCUUUCUGUUCCCACGCGGUCCCCCACGAGCUAGAGCUGCGGCAAUGGACGGGCGCAAGCCAAAUUCCCCCGAUUCGUCCCUUCCCCUUUCCAACCCCCUCUCACCUCCUCCCCCCUCCCCCCCAAUUUGUAACACUCCGCCCGUACCUUCCCCCGUGUGCGCCCGCAGCAACUGCAGCUGCAGAUGAUGCGCGCAGAGGGGGAAAGGCUUCCCCUUGUCCCUCCCCCCUUCCUCACAUCCCCACCCCCAAAUUUGAAGUAUCCGCCCAUACCUCCCCCCAUGCGCGCCCACAGGAGCUGGAGCUGCUGCAGAUGAUGCGCGCAGGGGGAACUGGAGCUGCUGCAGACGAUGCGCGCAGAGGGAAAAAGACUUUCCAACUUUCCUUCCCCCGUCCUCAUCUUCCUCUCCCCUUACCUCCCGCCAUGCGCGCCCGCAGGAGCUGGAGCUGCUGCAGACGAUGCGCACGGCAGCAGGAGGAGUCGGAGGGGCUGUGGGGACCAGUGCAGCAGGAGGAGUGGAGGCAGUGCGACGCACCUUCCAGGAAAUACCGCGACGCGCCACUGCCGGAGUCAAAUGGCUAUCUGCAGGUGUUUCUAGACGGAGGGCUCAACCAGCAGCGCAUCAGCGUGUGCAACGCGGUGGCCGUGGCUCGCCUGCUCAACGCCACUCUGCUCGUCCCCGAGUUCGCCACCAACAUCUUUUGGCAGGACUCCAGUCAGUUCGCGGACAUCUUCGAUCUCGACCAUUUCAUUUCCUCACUUCGAGGGGACAUCCGCAUAGAGCGCCGUCUCCCCCGCCACCUCGCGUGGAGCACAGCGGCCUACUACGCCUCCUCGCCCUCCCGCCGCAACAAGCUCAUCCGCUCCGCGCCUCUGCACGCCACCAAGAAGUGGUACCUCAAGCGCGUGCUGCCACGGCUUAAGCAGCGGUGCAUCGUGGCACUAACGCCCUUCUCCCAUCGCCUUGCCUUCACGGGGCUGCCCCGGGAGAUCCAACGGCUGCGGUGCCGCGUCAACUUUCACGCGCUGCGAUUUGUGCAGCCAAUCAGGGAGCUGGGACAGAAGCUGGUGCAGCGACUGCAGGACCCCUCCCUGCGCCCCGCCCGUAGGGGUCUUCCCCACUCACCUUCUGACGGCACGAGUGCUGCUGAGGUGGGAGAUGGAGGGAGGGAGAGAGGCGGAAGAGAGGAGGGGGGAGGCGAUUGGGACGAGGGUGCGGAGGAAAUUUGGGGAGUGGGACAGUCGCUGUCUGAUGAUACGAGUGCUGCUGACGUGGUGGGCCGAGGGAGGAAGGGAGGAGGAAGUGAGGAGAGGGGAGUGAGAGAGGAAGGGGGAGGGAAUGAGGAUGGAGGAGGAGGAGAGGAGGGAGGGGGAGAGAGUGAAGAGGGGAGAAGGAUCCGGGUGGAGCUGGUUGGGGAUGGAGGGGAGGGCGAGGACUCGGGAGGGGAGGGACGAGAGGGGGGAGUGGGAGGAGAAAGAAGAGUAGGUAGGAGCGAGGGCGAAAAGGGGGAGGAGGAGGAGGGAGAGGAGGGGGUUGAGGAGUUGGGAGGGGAGAGAGUGGGCGAGGAGGUGCGGGAAAGAGGCAGUGGAGAGGGGUUGGAGGAGCUUCUGUGGUGGGAGGCGAGGGAGAAGGGAUCGGAGCAUGGAAGGCAGAGGGAUGGGAAUGAUGAUGGGAGUGAGGAUGGGAGGGAUAAGGGACUGGAGCAUGGAGAGGAGAGGGGUGUGAGGGAUGAUGGGAGUGAGGAGGGGGGGAAGGGAGGCAGUGGGGGGGAGGGGCUGGAAGAACUGCUAUGGUGGGAGGCGAGGGAGAAGAGAAUGGAGCAUGGAGAGGAGAGGGGUAGGAAUGAGGAGGAGGGGAGAGAAGGAAAAAAGGCGCUGCAUGGGAGGGAAGGGGUGGGGAGGGAUAGCAGGAGGCGUUGGGAGAGGGAGCUGGAAGGAGGCGAAGGGGAGGAGGGAAAUGGGCGAUCAGCAUACAGGGGGAGAGAUUUUUCCUGGGAUUAUGAGGGAAGGGAGGAUGCAUGGGGUAGUGGUGCAGAGAGGGAGAGUGUGGGGAUUGAGCGUGUGAGGAGUGGGGAUGGGGCAAGUGAGAGGGGGCUGCUUGGGGGUUACAGACGCAGGCGAUUGCUGGAGCGAGUGGUGUGGGCCGAUGUGGGGGGGAGCGGCAAAGCAAGGGGGAGCGAUGUUGGGGGGGAUGAAGCAGAGGGGGAUGAUGUGUGGGGGAGCGAGGUAAGGGGAGGCGUUUCCUGGGUGGGAGGCCAGGGUGAAGGGCUUGUUUUAGAAGGGCCUCGCACAGAGAGGGGGGAGAAGAUGGGUGAGGAGGGGGGCAAAGGAGGUGCACUGCGGUGGGAGGCGGUGAGGGCGCGAGUGAGGGAGGUGAGGGAGCUGAGGUUGCGCAUAGAGCAUUGUGUGCGAGCGCGGCUGGAGCAGUGGGCUGAGGGCAAGCGGCUGGCACGGAUUGGCGCCAUGUGGGGCGAGUGGAAGCACAUGCAGCGGAUGCGGGGCGAGGGAGGGGAGGGGCGUGAGGGGAUGGAAGGGAGAGAGGAGCGGGAGGGAAGGGAAGGGAGGGACGGGAGGGGGUGGAGGGACGAGGGAAAAGAAGCGGUGCAGGAGGAAAGGCAUGGGGCGUUGUGGAUGGUGAAAGGAGUGCGGAGAGUGAUUGGUGCGGCCAGGGAAUUGUGGUGGAGGAAGGGGAGGGAUGCAGGGUUGAAGGGGAGAAAGGUGGGGACGCAGGAGGCAGUGGAGGGCGGGCAGAGGAGGAGGAGGUUUCUGGCGAUGCACCUGCGAUUCGACCUGGUGAGUCACCUGAGUUUCGACCUGGACAUGGUGGCACACUCGCGGUGCGACUAUGGGGAGGCGAGGGAGGAGCGGGAGCAGCUGAGGCGGUACUGGAAAAGGGCGUGGGGGGAGCUGGAGGGUAAAGUGCAGCACACCCCGCAGCAGCUGAGGGCGGCUGGCAAGUGUCCCCUCACGCCAGAGGAGGCUGGGCUGGUGCUGGCAGCGCUGGGAUUCUCCAGACACACGCGGCUCUAUGUUGCUUCAUACAAGGUGUAUGGCGGCCCCAGUCGCAUGGCCGCACUGCGACGCCUCUUCCCCAACCUCGAGGAUAAGACAACGCUUGCCACCCCAGAGGAGCUGCGGCCGUUCCGUGGGCGGGCGUCCAUGUUGGCAGCACUGGACUUCUACGUCAGCACACACAGUGACGUGUUUGUGUCCACGUCAGCAGGGAACAUGCAUAAUGUCAUGGCUGGGCACCGAGCCUAUUUCGGAGGGAGAAAGACCAUCAAGCUCAACACCCCUCUCCUAGCCUCGCUCCUUCAAACACCGAACCUAACUUGGCCGGACUUCACCCGAGCUCGUGCUGUGGCGACUGUGGCGCUGUCGUGA
Molecule: messenger RNA, 3768 nt
Organism: Closterium sp. Naga37s-1
Lineage: Eukaryota; Viridiplantae; Streptophyta; Zygnematophyceae; Desmidiales; Closteriaceae
Source: the annotation of a GenBank genome assembly